AGGAAUGUGAAGGCUGGGGGUGCAGGCUGGAAGGAGGCCGCCUCGCUUCACCCCCCUCCCUUUCUUCUUCUUCUCCGAGCAGGCUGAAUUCCCGGCGGUCGCGGCUCGUGGAGGUGGCAGGACGGCGGCCACAGUUGCCGGGGGACUUGGGUCAUGAGACUCAACUCCGAUCGCGUUGGCUAGAGGAGGAGGAGGAGGAUAGAUGGGACUGACAUGAACGCUCCGGCGGCUGCCAAAGCAGCGCUUAGCGUUGGGAUGAAUUAGAUUGAUCUUCUCUGCAGCGAAGAGACAAAAGAGCGGGGCAGCCGGGCAGCGUGGUUCCUCCAGCAGGAAGCCCAGCAGAAUGGAGGGGCAGGAUUGGGGUUAUGAAACUCCCGGGCAGUGCAAAGGCAGCCUGCUGCAAACGCCUGGUUUGUGCUUCGGCAAAACGCUCGCUUUAAGGUGGUUUUGGUGAUCCUGUUGCUAGGAUUAAGCCUUUUUUUGCAUUGCAGCAUGGAGAGCCUUUUGUUUGAGUUAAAUUCAGACCUCUUGAUAUGUCACCUGACAGUCUUGUGGUUUUGGAUGAAUAUGGCUCAUUGCUAUUAUUAACCUGAGUUGGCAGCCGGGCACAACAGGAGUUUAGAGGGAUUUUGGAAAGUGGAACUGCUCGGGGGACAAAGAUGCUUCCCAGCUGGCCUCUGCCAGAGUUUGACCCGAGUCAGAUCCGACUGAUUGUGUAUCAGGACUGUGAGAGAAGAGGACGGAAUGUCUUGUUUGACUCCAGUGCCAAGAGGAAAAUCGAGGACGUUUCGGUGUCGAAACUCUGCAGCGAUGCUCAGGUGAGAGUGUUUGGGAAAUGCUGCCAGCUGAAGCCUGGAGGAGACAGCUCUUCUUCCUUGGAUAGUUCCAUCAAUUCCUCCUCAUCCUUCUCUGACCCAAAAGAGCAAUGCCCAAAAUACCAGGGCUCUCGAUGCUCCUCAGAUGCUAACAUGCUGGGAGAGAUGAUGUUUGGCUCUGUGGCCAUGAGCUACAAGGGCUCCACGUUGAAAAUUCACCAGAUUCGCUCACCUCCUCAGCUCAUGCUCAGCAAGGUGUUCACAGCUCGCACUGGAAGCAGCAUCUAUGGAAGUCUGAACACGUUGCAGGACAGUCUUGAGUUCAUUAAUCAAGACAGCAACACGUUAAAGCCUGACCACAGUACAAUUAUGAAUGGACUUCUUGGGAAUAUAGGUCUUUCACAGCUUUGCAGCCCUAGGCGGGCAUUCUCAGAGCAAGGUCCGCUCCGCCUGAUCCGGAGCGCCUCUUUCUUUGCAGUUCACAGCAACCCUAUGGAUAUGCCUGGAAGGGAGCAGAAUGAGGACAGAGACAGCGGUAUAGCAAGAUCUGCAUCUCUUAGCAGUCUGCUCAUCACUCCAUUUCCAUCUCCGGGCUCCUCGUUUAACAAAAGCUGUGCUAGCAGCUACCAGCGGCGUUGGCGGCGCAGCCAGACGACCAGCUUGGAGAACGGAGUCUUCCCUCGAUGGUCCAUGGAUGAAAGCUUUAACUUGUCAGAUGACAGCUCUGGGCCUAGCCCAGGAAUUGUCAGGAAGAAAAAGAUAGCAAUUGGAGUUAUUUUUUCACUCUCGAGAGAUGAAGAUGAAAACAACAAAUUUAAUGAGUUCUUCUUCUCACACUUCCCUCUUUUUGAGAGUCACAUGAACAAACUGAAGAGUGCAAUAGAACAGGCUAUGAAAAUGAGUCGCAGAUCAGCUGAUGCCAGUCAGCGGAGUUUGGCAUAUAACAGAAUUGUGGAUGCCCUUAAUGAAUUCAGAACAACCAUUUGCAACCUCUACACGAUGCCACGGAUUGGGGAGCCUGUCUGGCUUACAAUGAUGUCGGGAACACCGGAAAAGAAUCAACUUUGCCAUCGCUUCAUGAAGGAAUUCACUUUCUUGAUGGAAAACGCUUCCAAAAACCAGUUUUUACCAGCUCUCCUGACUGCAGUCCUGACUAACCACUUGGCCUGGGUCCCCACUGUCAUGCCAAAUGGGCAACCACCUAUAAGGAUCUUCCUGGAGAAGCAUUCUUCCCAGAGCGUGGACAUGCUGGCCAAAACUCAUCCCUACAACCCACUCUGGGCACAGCUUGGUGAUCUCUACGGGGCCAUUGGAUCACCCGUGAGACUGGCAAAAACAGUUGUGGUUGGCAAGAGGCAUGACCUGGUACAGAGGUUGCUUUACUUCCUUACUUACUUCAUCAGAUGCUCUGAACUUCAAGAGACACAUCUCCUAGAGAACGGCGAAGACGAAGCCAUCGUCAUGCCUGGAACUGUUAUAACGACCACGCUGGAGAAAGGGGAGGUGGAGGAAUCUGAGUAUGUGCUCGUCACCAUGCACAAGAACAGGGGCAACCUGCUGCCAACCGAGGCUGAAGAGAUGAGAACAUCAAACUGCAGCUGUAGAUACUGCAAGUGUCCCAUUUCCCUCGCACAGAACAUAGAAGGAGUUGCACAGCAAGAGAGAGAGGACACACAGAACACUCCUAAGGUAGAGCUGGAAUCUUCUUCAGAUGAGAACAGGACUAUUGUUCCUGAUGACUGCCAGGAAGAUGAGGUGAAGCAGCCCAGACCCUGCCUGGACAGCGCAGCAGAGAGUGUGGUGUGCACAGGGGCAGCUUCCCCAGAAAAAUGCGUGGUGGCGGAAGCAGGCUUGGAGCCGGCAGCUGGCAGCUGGAGGAGUGAGGAGCCGCUGGAGGCGGGCAGCCAGGCGGGCAGUGGAGCGAGGUCGCCUGGGAUUGCCGUGGAGAAGAAGCCGCCGGAUAAGCUCUUCUGUGAUGCCUUUCCUUGCAGUGCUGCAGAAGCUCAGACAAAGGUGACUUUCCUCAUUGGAGACUCCAUGUCACCCGACUCAGACAUCGAGCUCCGAAGCCAGGCAGUAGUGGAACAAAUGGCUAGGCACCACAGCCCGCCAGCGCCGCAGGAAGGAGUGUCUGCUGAGCAGAACUGUGAAGCCAAACAAACUGUUGAGGACCAAAAUAGAGACUGUGGGACAGCCGAACCCUUUCCCCAAGCUGCUAGCGAGCACCAGAGCUGGAAUCCAAACCCCUACAAUGCGGAGAGCAUGAGUCUGUUUGAUGAGUAUUUUACCGACGAGAGUGCAGUCGAAACCCGGACUAUUGAUGAUAUUCCAGGGCAAGCAGCUCCGCACCCCCUCGCUCACACCAGUAGUUUAGAGUUUUCUACAAAGCUGUGUACAAAGGCUGGCAAAGCACCCAGCCAGUUUUGUAGAUUUAUGGACUCUGUUCGACAGGAGACCUACAAAAACUGCUUCAAUGAGCAGGACCAAAGAGAGAAAAUCUCUAUUCGCGUCCCCCAUGGGGACAAAGAAAACCUAGAGAAAAAGGUGGCCCCGGGAAUUGACUGGGACAUUCCAAGAAAUGAGAGUUCAGACAGUGCCCUGGGUGACAGUGAGAGUGAGGACACAGGGCACGAUCUAACUAGACCGAGUGGUAACUACUAUGGAGGAGAGCAAGAAGACUGGGCAGAAGAAUAUGAGAUUCCUUUUCCUGGGUCAAAAUUAGUUGAAGUGAACUCUGUCCAGCCCAGUAUUGCCAAUUUUGGAAGGUCCUUGCUAGGUGGCUACUGUUCAUCUUACGUCCCCGACUUUGUUCUGCAAGGCAUAGGAAGCGACGAGAAGCUGAGGCACUGCUUGGUGUCAGAUCUGUCUCAUGCUGUGCAGCAUCCUGUGCUGGAUGAACCCAUCGCAGAAGCUGUCUGCAUUAUUGCAGACACAGACAAAUGGACGGUGCAAGUGGCCAGUAGCCAGAGAAGGAUGAUUGAUAAUAAACUGGGGAAAGAAGUGUUGGUCUCCAGUCUUGUCUCCAACCUGCUUCAUUCCACUCUUCAGCUUUACAAGCAUAAUUUGUCUCCAAACUUUUGUGUUAUGCACCUGGAGGACCGACUGCAGGAGCUCUACUUCAAAAGCAAGAUGCUGUCUGAGUAUCUCAAGGGCCAGAUGAGAGUUCAUGUCAAGGAGCUGGGCGUGGUGCUGGGGAUUGAAUCCAGUGACCUCCCCUUACUGGCAGCUGUAGCAAGCACUCACUCUCCGUAUGUUGCUCAGAUACUUCUUUAAAGUGCCAGAGGCCACAGACGUUGACUUUUUCUCCCCUCUGGAAACAAAGUGGAAGACAACUUGUUCUGGCUUCUUUCUCUUGGAAGCAACUAAACCAGACUGCUCGCUGAGCUGCAGCACCUCUGUAUGUGACUGCACGUCCUGCAGACACUUGGAGACUUGUCCUCUCCCACUUGGUCCUUUAUAAAACAGGAUUAAGAAAGGAACAAAGAACAAGGAGCAAGCCCGAGAUUUCAGCCACAGGAAAGGAAGGAUUCGAGGUUAUUUUACCACUUUCUGCCACAGUGGCUGACUGUCAUUCGUACUGGGGAGCUCAGGGAGAACUGCUUUGAGACAUCCCUUAUGCUCACCAGCUCUGAACCUCACCCAAGAGUGAAGCAGCUGGCUUCAGACUGGCUUCCACUGGUUGGGACCCCGCUCAGAUCCGUCAUUCUCGCACUGCGAUGAUUUGUAAACAACUUCUACUUUUUUCAUGUCCUAGUCAGAGUCUGGAUACUUGCCAGAGGAAGAGCAGGGCUGGGGCUGGGGGGGGAGGGGGGUUGGGUUGUUUUGUACAAAGCUUCUUAAUGACAGCUCUGAAAUUUAUUUAUGAUCGUUCUCCUGGGGAGAGGGAAGCAAGGGGGCAUGGGGAGGGGACAGGGAGGAGGGAGGGAGAGGCCAGCAGACAAGCUAGCAGUGGAGAUUCUCCUUCUUGGCCGGAUGUUGUAACCAGUAUUAAAUGUUCCUAACGUUUCCAUGUUGCUUUAUACUACGUGAUGCUUUUCUUCCACAAGCUAAUCCCAAUGGUGAGAAGUGAAAUCUGGAGAACAUUGGCUGAGGUUUCCCCGUGGGAUGCCCAGAGCGCCGUGACGAUUACCUCUUCCCUUCUUUAUGGCACCAUGGUGUCUGUUCCCUUCUGGACAGCAGGCAGCCAGCCGUGGAGAGCACGAGCUACAAGUAACUGUACCAAAGCGGUGGGGAGAAAGUGGCCAGGCUGUUGCCCUUCCUCGCUCAGGUGACUCACUGAUACCUUUCGUAAAACCAUUCUGCACGACCCCAAGCUGGGUUGCACCACGGGGUAGGAACAGCAGAAUUAUUUUUGAACAACUCUCCCCCAUGUCACAGAUGACUCUAAGCCCUUUUCUACUCACUUGUGUAAUUACCAGCAGAAAAUGUUUGUUUAUUCCCUUCCCCUUUCCUCAGCCAUCCCUCUUCUGUCACUGUACACACAGCGGCUGUCCCCGUAGCGGACGGACCCGGGCUGGUGUCAGUGAUGAACGCAGGCAGUGGGAGGUGGAUCACGUUUUCAAAGGCUCUACUACCUCAGUUUAACUGGACACUUCACCACAGGCUUUCCUCCACACUCUCUGUCCUAGCAGCCAGUUCCUGUAGCUGAGUUUCAGGUUCUGUUUUCCUUGGUGAGGAUCUGUAGGUUGAGAUUCCUGGGCCCUCCAGAGGAGGAGGAGAUCUGUGCUUGCUCGGUGGCUCCACUCUCUAAGCAGUUCUAUAAAUACAUCUCUCCCUAAUCAUCCUCUCACCAGUCCCACACGCCUGCCAUUGUUUGUGGAGUUAUUUUAAACACAGAUCUAUUUUAACAAUUUGAUAAGCUUCAAAACAAUAGGAGAGAUCCCUGCCCCCUUGCUACCAACAACAGACCCCCUCCCUCCCUGGGGCCAGGAUUUUGCCCAGGGUGGUUUUCCAGUAAUGUCUGACCUCUCAUAACUCCAGACUCUGUUCCAGGGAGAAUCUGCAUGGCAAACCCACCCCUUUCCUCUCAGGACUGUGUUAGUAAGCGAACCCAAGGCUGGUAGAGGCACUGCCAUUGGCAACUCUCUUGUCUCUGUGUGUUGACUGCUGCAAUGGAGACCCUUGUUUAAUAUAUCCUCUAAGGAAGCCUCUCUCACCUGUUCUUCCAAUACUCUUUCUUCACCCGCCAGUUAGAUUACACCUGGCUUUUGAGAUCAGCACAGAACAGGAGGGCCCAGCUGUUCAAACACACCUUUAGUGAAACCUGGAAUAGAGCUCAGAAGAUGACUUCUUAACUCUUGGCUGUGAUAUGUUGAGUAGUAAACUGUUCCAAUUCUGAACGUUGUACUGGAUUUGCAGUUGUGACCUGGUGAUGUCAGAGAUGCUGGAACCCCAAGGACACUCUUCUACCCUUCUCUGGGGAAGUCUCUUGUGUGGGUUCAUCCAU
This is a messenger RNA of Dryobates pubescens (Downy woodpecker), 6261 nucleotides long. It is a transcript of the gene FNIP1, whose product is annotated as folliculin interacting protein 1. The record is from RefSeq and is a predicted model, not a curated record. Gene Ontology annotation, molecular function: protein-folding chaperone binding; ATPase inhibitor activity. The transcript has 18 exons. The coding region runs from base 660 to 4088 and encodes 1142 amino acids. Lineage: Eukaryota; Metazoa; Chordata; Aves; Piciformes; Picidae. Gene Ontology annotation, cellular component: cytoplasm.